Sabethes cyaneus is the source of this 2100-nucleotide messenger RNA. It is a transcript of the gene Snap29, whose product is annotated as synaptosomal-associated protein 29. Gene Ontology annotation, molecular function: SNAP receptor activity; syntaxin binding. Gene Ontology annotation, biological process: exocytosis; synaptic vesicle fusion to presynaptic active zone membrane; synaptic vesicle priming. The transcript has 2 exons. Gene Ontology annotation, cellular component: SNARE complex; plasma membrane. Bases 137 to 1204 code for a protein of 355 amino acids. The record is from RefSeq and is a predicted model, not a curated record. Lineage: Eukaryota; Metazoa; Arthropoda; Insecta; Diptera; Culicidae.
GCUAGAAAGCUGCUAAGAAACAAAUUAUCAUUUUUCUGUGUAGAAUAAAGUGAUUGAUAGGUGUAAAAUUUGUCUACUGAACACUUGAGAUUCUCAAAUUUGUUUAUUUUUGUUUAGUGCACCUCCAUUCUGAGUAAUGUCUGGUCAUCAGUACGUUCCGAAUCCGUCGAAUUUGUUUGCGGACGAGGACGACAUCGACGACGAGAUGUUUCUGCGUAACGCCAGACGAACUGCUGCAAGCAGUAGUACUGCUAGUCCUCCCACUGCUGACCAAGGAGAGGAAGGUUACGGUUCAACUUCAUUGAUUGCUGGCAAAUCAGUUGUGGGGACAAAUUUUACUGCACGUCCGGAUGUACUCGGGCCAGAGCCAUACCAAUCCGGGGCAAAUUACGGCGCGUACAGUGAACAAAUAGCCAGCGGUUAUGUAGCAGACCCAUAUGCUGCUACAGGCUCUACUUCACCGUACGGGUCAAAUGUAUAUCGACCAGUUGUCGGCGGAAUUUACGGUGAACUGGACUCUGAUGUGGAUGAUGAAAUAGUUAGACAAAGGCAAACUUUUGAACAACGUCGACGAGAAUUGGAAGAAAGCACAUUGCUUACAUCUCAACGUUGCCUAGGGGUACUCAGGGAAACAGAACAGGUCGGAAUUGCAACUGCGGAAGAAUUGCACCGUCAGCGAGAGCAAUUGGAAAAGACUAAAAAGCAAUUAGACGAAAUUAACAACUCGCUCCGAUUCAGCCAAAAGCAUCUUAACAGUUUAAAAAGUGUAUUUGGGGGUUUAAAAAAUUACCUGUCUGGAAGAAUGGCACCAGAACAACAACCCCAGAUAAGUAGUUCAACAGGAAUACCUCGAACGAACAUAUCGCCAUCGCCAACAGAAGAAAUUUACCCGAAUCCCCAAGACUUUCGAAUCCCGGAUAACUAUUGGCCAGACGCAGCAACUCGAAUGCGACAAGAAUACCAUCAAGGACAGGAUAUGGCCCAUACAAAUGGAGCAGCCGGAGCAGGAUUCAGUCAUCAGUUGGAUCAAAAUUUAGAUGAUAUGCGUGGAAAUUUGUCCCGGCUUAAAAAUCUUGCUUUAGAUUUGAACCAAGAGAUAGACAGUCAAAAUGAUCUGAUAGACGACAUCUCUAAUCGUGUGGACGAUGUCGAUGUAAAGAUUGGCAAACAAAACAAAGAUAUGAAUCGGCUGCUGAGAAAGUGAAGCUUGUGUAGAGUCACGGUGAAACAACGAUGAUGAAUGAUAUUCCUGAAACGAAAGAAAAACAAGCGUCAUGUUGUCUCCGCUUCAAUUGAGGCUCAAUGAUAUAAAUAAUACAGACUAGGAUACUAAGGCAUAGCUCUUAGAUAAGCACUAUUAAAAGCAUACAAAAAGGUAAUUAGUUAUUUAGUAUUUUUUUAUAUGUUAAUUUGCUCGUUUUCGACUUAUCUACAAUUUUUCUGAGCAUGUACAUUCAUGUUUAGAUUACUGAAUAAACCUCAACGGAAGGCAAAAGCUGCAUAGCAAAUACAAUACAAUGUAGUCAACCACGUAAUUGAGCUGAAAAGCAUAAAAGCAAAACCUAAGAAAAUAUUGAAGAAUCCAUCACUAGCAUUAUAUGUCUCUAAUCUUUCGUCUCCUCGAUCCGUCUUAAUUACUAAAACAAAGUGGUUAAGAAACGUUUAUAAUAUUCCUCCCUUCAUUAUCAAGUUUUGUAAUGCAUUUCUACUUUAACGAAUUAAAUAGAUAUAAAGCAGCACGAAGCUACUACAACACAAAUCACAGAUUGUUAUAGAAUGAUAGAAUAUUGAUUGUUUAUCUAACCUCAUUAUGGAGAAAAAAAAUAACGGUACAGUAAACAGAAACUUUGAGGAACCAUGAGCAGUGAACUAAAGCAUAUACACAUAUUGAAAUAAAAAAAUUAUUGUAUUACUAUAGAUUGCGGGCAGUAAAAUAAUAUAUAAAAAAUAAAGCAAAAAUCAGACAAUUAUUGUAAACAGUUAAUAAUUCCUUGGUAUAAGUAAAACAUGGUUACAAAUAAAAGAUACGAUAUGCAACAAUACAUGAAUCCGAUACAGAACCUUUUUGUAAUUAAUUGAUUAAUAUCUAACCAGAAAAAG